AUGGCCGCGGCUUCGACUGAGCCGCUCCUCGGCGGCGAAGUGGCGGCGGACGGAGACGCGGGGGUCAGCGGCGGCGGCGGCGACGACGACCUGCGCGAGCUCCCGGACCAGGCGCUGCAGGGGACGCUGCAGCGCAUGCAGCGGGGCGUCGACAGGGGCAUCGCAUCCCGCCUCCCCGACGGCGGCAGGAUAUACCGCCUCAGGCUCCUCGCCAUCCGCCGCGAGCUCGAGCGCCGCCAAGCUGCUGCUGCACUCUCGGCACCGCCCCCGCCCCCGCCGUCGUCGUCCUCACAGAGCCUGCCACCGCGCCAAGGCCAGCACACGGAAGGUGUCCGAUGUGAACCGGUUGUGCACUCAAGCUGUACGGAACCAUCCGAUAUACAAGAGACGUCUUCCUUGCCUGCGCAGAUAGAGACAGCUGCAUGUCCAUCAGAGCCACCGCCGGAUGUGCACCUCAUCAAAACAGGGCCCUGCGAAGACUCACCGUUGCCAGCUCCUGAAACUGCUGAUGAUUUGGAGACCACACCACUCUCCGGCGACCACCCAUUCUUCACCAUCAUCCUGUCCAGAUCACAAGUUCAGAAGAAGUUUCAGCUGUGCAUUCCAGGUCGCUUCCACAAGCACCUCCCCAAGGCGUGCACAGCCGCCACCCUCAUCUGCCGUGGGAAGUCAUGGCCCAUGAGCUACCGCGGUGACCUGAAGGUGAAAAAGCUUGAUACAGAUUGGAUGGACUUCGCUGUCGACAACCAGCUGCAGGUCAACGACGCUUGUGUCUUCGAGCUGGUGACUAGCACCAAAGAGGAGGUGGUGUUCCAUAUGCAGAUACUCCGCGGCGGCCUACCGGAGGAGAUCAUCUCCAAGGGUGCCACCGCAGAGAAGCCCAUUAUAGUGGACUAGAGGUAGAGUAAGGAAGUGCUUCUUCUCGGAUAGGGCACAUGAGACCAGGAGCUUUUGCGCGGCAUCAAAACCUCAAAUCCUCGCAUGGUCAGCUUAUUUUUGGCCAGUUUAUUGGUAGAAUGGUUUAGGAAGGUAUGCAUGUUGGAUUCUGACCUUGUAAUGACCCAGAACAAUUUCCAAUGAUAUCAGGAGCUUGCCUCCUUUUGGGAGCAAUUUUUUUUUAUUAUGUGCAUAACAAUUCAGUUAUUUUUAUGUAU
This is a messenger RNA of Lolium rigidum, 1154 nucleotides long. RefSeq names its product B3 domain-containing protein Os04g0386900-like. The record is from RefSeq and is a predicted model, not a curated record. Gene Ontology annotation, molecular function: DNA binding. The coding region runs from base 1 to 897 and encodes 298 amino acids. NCBI's taxonomy places the organism in Eukaryota, Viridiplantae, Streptophyta, Magnoliopsida, Poales, Poaceae. The transcript is spliced from 5 exons.